AUGACUGUGCAUGAUGAAUGUAAACUGAAGUUUGUGGAGUUAAAAGCGAAGAGGAAUUAUCGGUUCAUUAUUUUCAAGAUUGAGGAUCAAGAAGUGGUGGUGGAGAAACUUGGAAGCCCAGAUGAAACCUAUGAGGACUUUACUGAGUCUCUGGCUGCCAAUGAGUGCUGCUAUGUUGUCUAUGAUUUUGAUUUCAUCACUGAUGAGAAUUGCCAGAAAAGCAAGAUUUUUUUCAUUGCAUGGUCACCUGAUACAUCAAAGGUGAGAAGUAAGAUGGUCUAUGCUAGCUCCAAGGAUAGAUUCAAGAGGGAACUGGAUGGCAUUCAAGUCGAGUUGCAAGCAACAAAUCCUAGUGAAAUAAGCCUUGACAUUAUAAAAGAGCGAGCACUUAAAUUGUUUGUCAUUUCACCCUUUUAA
Molecule: messenger RNA, 417 nt
Organism: Quercus robur (English oak)
Lineage: Eukaryota; Viridiplantae; Streptophyta; Magnoliopsida; Fagales; Fagaceae
Product: actin-depolymerizing factor 7-like
Exons: 2
Coding region: 1-417 (138 amino acids)
Biological process (GO): actin filament depolymerization
Cellular component (GO): cytoplasm; actin cytoskeleton
Molecular function (GO): actin filament binding
Source: RefSeq, a predicted model, not a curated record